GGCGUCGCAUGCACACGUCGCGAGUGAGGAUGGUUUCGCGGGUUGCUAGUGUGUAACCGGUUGCGGGAUGGUGCUGGAGGGCGGGUUGCCGGCGCCGCUGCAGCUAUACGCGGCGGCGGCGGCGGGCCUGGCCCCGCGUCCGGCAUGGCCCCCGUUCCUGCCGUUCUUCGGAGUGCCCCCGCCGUUCCUCGCGAGGCCCCGGCUCCCGCAUCCUAUGCCCACGAGGGCGCCUCACGGGCCGCCCAGUGAGGACUCAAAUGAAGACGGUGGAAGUAGCAAAGGUGGUCUCGGCGACGACGACGGAGACAGCGGUAAGCGGCGUCGCUCUCGCACGAACUUCAACUCGUGGCAGCUUGAGGAGCUGGAGCGAGCAUUCCUCGCGUCACACUACCCUGACGUGUUCAUGCGAGAGGCGCUGGCCAUGAGACUGGACCUUAAGGAGAGCAGAGUGGCGGUAUGGUUCCAGAACCGUCGCGCGAAGUGGCGCAAGAAGGAGCACACUAAGAAGGGCCCGGGGCGGCCCGCGCACAACGCGCACCCUCAGUCCUGCUCCGGGGAACCCAUACCGCCGCACGAGCUGCGCGCCCGUGAGAGGGCGCGAAGAAGAAAGAAGCUGGCAAAGGCACUGGAACGUCAAGCGCGGAAGCUGCGAGCGAAGGGCAUUGCGGUUGACCUUGAAGCGCUGAAGACGGAGUAUCUAGCCCAGCACAGGAACAGCGGGUUGUACUCCGACUCUGAUGACGGGGAGGAGUGCAUGAUAGACGUCGUAGGAGGGGACUCCUGUCACGACUCCGGGCCAGAAGACUUCUCUCUAACCGGCCGUCUCCGAGCACCCUCAGGCAACGACGCCAUCAACAACUCCGACAGCUCCACUUCCGACGGCCGCAACUUCAGCCCUCUCCCUGACCCGCAGCCUUCCUUCUUCAAGCAAUUCUCUGGGGGCGACUACGAGAAGUUCGACUUCGACUCAGGCCGAGCGGUCUCCUUGGAUCUCAGCGGCACGUCUGCCACCGACCAGGACAUGACCAAAAAUGGUGGAUCAAGAAAACAUAAUCCUUUCAGUAUAGAAUCACUUCUUAAUACGUGAAAUUAACUUAAGAAUUCUAGAGGCUCUGGUUUGGGUGGCCUUCGACCGAACGUAGACUUGAAAUUAAAAAUAGCUGAUAUUUUGGAUCUGUAUCGUCUCUAACAGAUCUAUAAAAUACCUGAAAAUUAACGUUCUGUUAAAUUUUAAAAUGAUGCACGCUUAGAUACCACUAUAGUAACUUAAAGGUUUCUUUCUACGCUAGAAUAGACAAGGCAAUAGACAGAUUGACAUUGGAAAUCUAUCAAUUGAACCCUAAAAUAUAAUAUCUUACCUUUCGCAUUUCUAUUGCGGUCAUGCUAAUGCUGUUGGAAUAAGGCUGGAUUUACAUGCGUCCGCCCGAACGCGCGGUGUGGCCACACCGCGAGAUUUAAGUAAAGGUUUAUUUAAACUAGAGAUCGCCCAAUGGUCGAAAUUUGAC
Messenger RNA from Aricia agestis (brown argus), 1505 nucleotides. RefSeq names its product homeobox protein unc-4 (gene OdsH). The record is from RefSeq and is a predicted model, not a curated record. Lineage: Eukaryota; Metazoa; Arthropoda; Insecta; Lepidoptera; Lycaenidae. Gene Ontology annotation, molecular function: DNA-binding transcription factor activity, RNA polymerase II-specific; sequence-specific double-stranded DNA binding. The transcript is spliced from 4 exons. Gene Ontology annotation, biological process: regulation of DNA-templated transcription. Bases 68 to 1087 code for a protein of 339 amino acids.